AGCGAUUCCCCUAUCGUGUACUGUCUUCGCCCUCACCGCCGCCAUUCUUUCUAACCUCUUGUUUUCUUUUGCCGUAUCUGCGACUAUCGGCGAAGCGCUCGCCAAUUGGUCAUUGAGAUACGGAGCGGCUGGCUGCGGGCCGCUGUCCUUGGAUUGGGAAGCCAACCAUCAAUCAGGUUCCGUACCACAAGCAACAAGCACUAGACUCUCUCCGCUUGUCUCCUCUCCUUUCCUUGCUGUCCACUGCCCAAGCGUCCACACGUGUAAUUCCUCACCCAUCGCCUGCGAGCGGCCCAAUUGCACGUCCCUCGCCCGAUCGCGGCGGCACGCUCUACUAUGGCUUCCGAGUCGCGCAUUGAAGGCGCCGUUGAGGCUGCCCGUGAUCCCCGUUCAGACGUUACAGCACAGGCGGCAGAGAACAAAAUGCUACAACAGGCGCGCCUGGGGGGAAGCGCAGCACUCCAAUUCGACCCAAACGCGACACCCGAACAAAAGAGAGCACAGGCGAGAUCGCAUGUCCCUGCCAACUUCCACCACGAGCGAAACCAAUUCGCGACAGCCCUGGUGACUGACGCAGACAUCUCGAACGCUCCCCCUGAAUACGACCUCCCCCCUCCCACGAAAGCUGGCGCCGUAGCAACCCCGCCCGGAUCCCCGACCGCAGGGAAAGCGAACGGCCAUGUGGUCGAGCUCGACGAGCAGGCCCGCUGGGAACGCGUUGGCUGGGCGCCGCAGUUUGGCAUGCCGGGCUCGUUCGAGGACAAGGACGAGAGCACGCUGCUCGACCACCAGACGUGGCUGGAGGAGCGCAUCGACGACAAGUUCUACGGCGACUGGUACCACAACACGGGCGUCAUCAUAUUCGCCUGUCUGAGCACCUGGGUCAUUGGUGUGCUGGGUGGAGGUCUGGGCUGGGUCUUCAUCAUCAUGGCGACCUGCGGCACCUACUACCGCACCUCGAUCCGCCGUGUGCGCCGCAAUGCGCGAGAUGACCUCAAUCGCGAGAUGGCUAAGCAGAAGCUCGAGACGGAUACGGAGAGUCUGGAGUGGAUCAAUAGCUUUCUCGUCAAGUUCUGGCCCAUCUAUGCUCCCGUGCUCUGCGACACCAUUGUGGGCACUGUCGAUCAGGUCCUGUCUACAUCAACACCUGCGUUUCUGGACAGCUUGAGGAUGAAGACUUUUGUUUUGGGAACGAAGCCGCCUCGUUUGGAGCACGUGAAGACACACCCCAAGACAGAGGAUGACAUUGUGCUCAUGGACUGGAAGUUCAGCUUCAACCCCAAUGAUGUCGCCGAUCUUACUGCGAGGCAGAUCAAGAACAAGAUCAACCCGAAGAUUGUACUUGAAAUUCGUAUCGGCAAAGGUCUCGUCAGCAAGGGUCUGGACGUCAUCGUGGAGGACAUGGCCUUUUCCGGUCUCAUGCGUCUCAAGUUCAAGCUGCAGCUCCCCUUUCCUCAUGUUGAGAGAGUCGAAAUGUCUUUCCUGGAGCGCCCGAGCAUCGACUACGUGUGCAAGCCUCUUGGUGGUGAGACAUUCGGAUUCGACAUCAACUUUAUCCCCGGUCUGGAGUCUUUCAUCCAGGAAAUGAUUCACGCUACUCUGGCUCCCAUGAUGUACGACCCGAACGUCUUCCCCAUCGAGAUUGCGAAGAUGCUGGCAGGAAACCCAGUCGAUAUGGCCAUUGGUGUUCUGCAGCUCACUUUCCACGGAGCGCAGGGCCUCAAGAACCCGGACAAGUUCUCUGGUACUCCAGAUCCGUAUGCGACAGUGUCUAUCAACAACCGCAAUGUACUGGCUAAGACGAAGACGGUGCACGAGAACGCUAAUCCCCGCUGGAACGAAACUGUCAAUGUUAUUCUUACUUCACUAAAGGACUCGCUCACUAUCAACAUCUUCGACUACAAUGAUCUUCGCAAGGAUAAGGAACUCGGUACUGCGACAUUUGCGCUGGAUCAGCUCGAAACGAUCACCGACCACGAGAACCUGCAUCUCGAGGUCAUGUCUGGUGGUCGACCACGCGGUAUCCUUCAGGCUGACGUACGCUUCUUCCCAGUUCUCGAGGGCGCCCUGGUCGGCGGAGUUCGGGAACCCGCACCAGAGUCACGCACAGGUAUUGCCAAGUUCACCGUCGAGAUGGCCAAGGAUCUGGAUGGAAGCAAGAGCAUGAUCGGACAGCUGAGCCCAUACGCCGUUCUGCUGCUCAAUGGCCACGAAGUCCACAAGUCGCGCGUCAUGAAGCGAACCAAUCAACCUAUCUGGCCCGACGCUUCGAAGGAAAUCCUCAUCACUGAUCGUAAGAAGACGAAGCUCGGGCUGGUACUCAAAGACGAUCGUGACCUUGCUUCCGACCCUAUCCUUGGAACCUACCAAAUCACCAUCGAUGAUAUGCUCGAGCUCAUGGCCAAGGGGCAUGAGUGGUAUAACCUUGCUGGAACACAGACUGGACGUGCCAAGAUGAAGCUGGAGUGGAAGCCUGUGGCGCUCAAGGGUGGCCCAUCGUCCGGUGGCUACCUCACCCCGAUCGGAGUGAUGAGAUUGCACUUCCAGAGCGCCCGCGAGCUGCGCAACCUCGAGAGUCUGGGCAAGUCUGAUCCGUAUGUCCGCGUUGUGCUUUCUGGUGUGGAGAAGGCGCGAACUGUCACCUUCAAGAACAACUUGAACCCCGAUUGGGAUGAGGUUGUCUAUGUUCCUGUUCACACUGUUCGCGAGAAGAUGACCCUUGAGGUUAUGGACGAGGAGAAUCUCGGCAAAGAUCGCUCCAUCGGCCAUAUCGAACUCUCAGUCGGUGACUACGUCAAGCAGGAUGAGAACGGCGAAUAUGGUGUGUACGAGCAGAGGCAACUCAUCGCUGGGGGGUUGACCGUUGCUGGCCAGUCGUCUACCAAGGGCACGUUGAACUACACUUGCUCGUUCUAUCCCACCUAUCCCACCUGGGACCCCGAGGAGGACGAGGAGGAAGAGGAAGAGAAAACGCCUACCUCCAACGGACUUUCGCGACCUGUUUCAAAUGUGUCCACAAGCACAAACUCUCGUGACCGACCUCUAUCCGGCGCCUCUGCUCCCUUGACACGAUCCGAGACAGCGGGCACUUUCUCCUCGCUCAAAACUCCCGACGCCGACAUUGCCAGGCAACUGGAGAAGAACGAGGCCCUCCAGGAAGAAUCGAUUGCCGAGAAGAAGGAGGUCGAGAAACUGCGACUUACGGCCGACGACCUCCAGCAGUAUGAAUCUGGACUUCUCGUGUUCAAGUUGCAUGAGGGUGAGUUUGCGGAAACGGGUGGCUACGUCGAUAUCCUUAUGGAUGAUAUGGUGUAUGCAAGCUAUUCGAGUGCGAAGAUCAAGAGCAGGCAUAUGACGUUCAAUGAAGUGGGUGACACCAUGGUUCGUGAGCUUGAUUUCUCCAAGAUCACGCUUCGUAUUAUCGAGAAGAUUGACAAGGAUGGCGACGGCGAUGAGGAUCAUGUCAUUGCUAAACUCACAGGAAAUACUGUUGAUACACUGCGAAGAGCCUUGUACACGCCUACACAACUCAGUCUCAGAGACAAGAGUGGUCGUGAGAACAAGAUCACAGUUAGCCUCAAGUACAUUCCCGUCAAGAUGCGCAUCGACCCCAGCGAGUCGUUCAACAAUCAAGGCACACUACGUGUUGAUGUUCUCGACGCUGCGGACUUGCCAGCUGCGGACCGCAACGGCUACUCAGACCCGUUCUGCAAGUUUGUUCUGAAUGAAAAGGAAGUCUUCAAGACGAAAACACAGAAGAAGACGCUACAUCCAGCUUGGAACGAAUACUUCGAAGUCCCCAUCCGGAGUCGUACUGCUGCCGACUUUGUCGUUAAUGUGUUCGACUGGGAUUUCGGUGACAGAUCAGACUUCCUGGGCAAAUCUCACAUCAAUCUGGAGAUCCUCGAGCCGUUCCAGACAAGGGAAGUUACACUAGCACUCGAUGGCAAAUCUGGAGCGAUUCGUCUGAGGAUGCUGUUCAAGCCAGACUACGUCAUGCGCGCUCGCCAAGGCUCGAGCACCUUCUCAGGAACCUUUGCUGUACCCGGGAAAGUCAUCGGCGCACCCGUCAAGGGUGUUGGAAAAGGUGCUGCUCUCGUCGGUGGUGGCGUGGUUCGUGGCGCAUCAUUCCUGGGCCGUGGCUUCAAGCGUAGAAAGAGCCGUGGCGCAUACGGCGAAGAGGAGCUGGACCAGUUGGACGAGAUGCCGCGUCCCAGCCACGACACACCUGCCAUCUCCGUAGAGCCCGACAACACUAUCCCCCCCACAACCCCGAACAACAACCACAACAGGCACAGGAGUUUUGGCGCACAGAGCUUCUCAAGUCGUCUCGGAGAGCCGGCCCAAGGCGAUCACGGCACAGCGAACAUCUCCAUCCUGAGCGCCGAUGGCUUCCCCCCAGGUACAAACGUGCGCGUCUUCGUGCGUCUGGGGAACAGAGACGUGCACAAAACAGAUCACAUUAAGUCGCCCUCCGGCAGCGCUACUUUCGAAAACGAAUCCUUCAAAGUCCCUUGUACCGCGGACUCGUUCUUCAAGGUCGUCGUCAAGGACCACUCGAAGUUUGGCCGCGACGAGGAGCUCGGCGAAGCGAGUUUCACCAUUGACGACCAGGGACAGGGCAGUGAGAAGAACGUCGGUGUCGGCAGGGGGAUGGUCGUCAUCAGGAGUAGCUUCAGUCCAGCUGACGCAGCGAGUGCGGUGGGGAGUGUCAGUCCUAAGGUUGGUAGUGGUGGGAGGAGGGGCUUGUUGGGUAGAGGGAGAAGUCCCGCGCCUGCCUAGAAGGCUGGGAAACUGCUCCACAGGAACAAGAGUCGUGGCGAGGGGGUUUGGCAUGAGGAUGUGUCGUGCUUUGGGUAGAUGGCCUGGAUGGGGUGGGUGAGUGGGCUGGUGGAGGCGUGGGUAUCGAUGUCUUUUCUACCUUUUCCCCUAGCUUCCUUCUUUCUCUGAGAGAGAGAUGGAUGGACGCCCUAAGUAACUACCUACAUACCUGUUCUUAGUAAGAUAAUGUUUUCUACCACUUGAG
Messenger RNA from Dothidotthia symphoricarpi CBS 119687, 5026 nucleotides. RefSeq names its product tricalbin. Bases 337 to 4782 code for a protein of 1481 amino acids. Gene Ontology annotation, molecular function: lipid binding. Lineage: Eukaryota; Fungi; Ascomycota; Dothideomycetes; Pleosporales; Dothidotthiaceae. The transcript is spliced from 4 exons. The record is from RefSeq and is a predicted model, not a curated record.